AUGUAUCUAGACAUGAAUUUUAACAUGGCUUAUUUAAUAGAUUCCAGAUCAAUACACACUGUAUAUGAUGAUGAUGCUCCAAUUAAUAAAAAACUACCAAAAGAGUUAUUGUUAAGGAUAUUUUCAUUUUUAGACGUUGUUUCGUUAUGUAGAUGUGCACAAGUUUCAAAGUUUUGGAAUAUUUUAGCGUUAGAUGGUAGUAAUUGGCAGCGUGUGGAUUUAUUUGAUUUUCAGAAGGAUGUUGAGGGACCGGUUGUAGUAAAUAUAUCAGAGAGAUGUGGUGGAUUUUUAAAAUCGUUAAGUUUGCGUGGAUGUCAGUCUAUAACAGAUAAAGCAUUACAAAUUUUUGCUAAUUCUUGUAAAAAUAUUGAAGUACUUAAUUUAAAUAAUUGUAAGAAGAUAACUGAUAUAACGUGUGAAAGUUUAGGUAAAAAUAGUAAGAAAUUGUUAAAGUUGAAUAUUAGUUCCUGUUCAGAGAUAACUGACAAUUCUUUAAAAGCUGUAAGCGAUGGGUGUAAGUUAUUAGAGUCUCUAGAUAUAUCAUGGUGUAGUAAAUUAUCAGAUAAUGGUUUGGAAGCUUUAGCUCAUGGCUGUCCUAAAUUAUCAUCAUUUAUUUGUCAAGGUUGUAAUCAGCAAUUAACAGAUGAUUGUAUUCAUGAAAUAGGACGGAAAUGUCAUAAUUUAUUUUAUCUGUGUGUAUCAAAUUGUCCUAGAUUAACAGAUGCCUCACUUAUAUCAUUAGGAAACUGUUCAGAGUUGGGUGUAUUAGAAGUUGCUGGAUGUAACCAUUUAACAGACAAUGGUUUUCAAACAUUAGCCAGAACAUGUAAUAAAUUAGAGAAGAUGGAUUUAGAAGAGUGUAUACAGAUAACUGACGCAACACUAGCUCAUUUAGCAACGUAUUGUACCAAAUUAUCAGCCCUUAGUCUUUCUCAUUGUGAAUUAAUAACAGAUGAAGGCAUUCGUCAUAUUGGAUCUGGACCUUGUGCUACAGAAUAUUUACAAGUUUUAGAAUUAGACAAUUGUCCUUUAAUAACUGACGCAUCAUUAGAACAUUUAAUGGGAUGUCAAGGUUUAGAACGUAUAGAGUUAUAUGAUUGUCAGUUAAUAACUAGAGCUGGUAUACGGAGAUUACGUACACAUUUACCAGAUAUUCGAGUCCAUGCUUAUUUUGCUCCAGUCACCCCUCCACCAUCAGUAGGGGGUGGAAGACAGAGAUAUUGUAAAUGUUGUGCCAUACUUUGA
This is a messenger RNA of Lottia gigantea (owl limpet), 1245 nucleotides long. RefSeq lists its product as hypothetical. NCBI's taxonomy places the organism in Eukaryota, Metazoa, Mollusca, Gastropoda, Lottiidae. The transcript has 14 exons. Gene Ontology annotation, molecular function: protein binding. Gene Ontology annotation, cellular component: SCF ubiquitin ligase complex. Gene Ontology annotation, biological process: SCF-dependent proteasomal ubiquitin-dependent protein catabolic process. The coding region runs from base 1 to 1245 and encodes 414 amino acids. The record is from RefSeq and is a predicted model, not a curated record.